ACGUUUUUAUUAAUCUCCAUCCUCUUCUUCUUCUUUCUUCUUCUUCUUCUUCUUCUUUUGUGUCGUCUUCGUCUUUUGGGGUUGGAAGCGACCGGAGGGCUUUAAUCUAGAGCCGGUUCCAUCGUACGGUCAGGACUUUCCCCCACGGGAAAAAGUCUAUAUGACUAUAUCCACACUGCAGUCUCCACCACCUGACCAGAACCUCAAACUGAACAAAAUGUUUUGUUAUUUUCAAUUUUAAAACCUCUCUCACAACGGGCUAAAACGAGCUUGCCUUUUUAGGCCUACUUUUUCAUUAUCUCUCAGUCUUCCCUUUCCUUAUAUAUAAUUUAUUCAAUCAUUUCCUUUUACUACUACUACUAAUAAGUAAUAAUCUUUCUUUGCACUCUUUUUUUCCUUCUCGCCCUUUACGUCGUCGUCUUCUUCAGUUCACAAAUCUGCUCUUUCAACAAUCCGCUCGAGCAAGUUUGUAUUGUUUAAACACCGAGAGCCUAUGGAACCUAAUGGUCAUAGGAGAUUGAGGAGAAGGGAUCAUCAAGUUCAAGAAAAUGGAAAUCCUAAUUUUCCAUGUUCUGUCAAUGAUUUAGAUCCAUGGACUGCAUGGGCGUACAAACCCCGUACUAUUUCAUUGUUAUUCAUUGGUGCAUGCUUUCUUAUUUGGGCAAGUGGAGCCCUUGAUCCUGAGAGCAACGAAUUUGUUGAUCUUGUAACAUCUGUAAAAAGAGGUGUAUGGGCAAUGAUUGCAGUUUUUCUUGCUUAUUGCUUGCUGCAGGCUCCUUCCACGGUCCUUAUUCGGCCACAUCCGGCAAUUUGGCGUUUAGUUCAUGGAAUGGCUGUUGUUUACCUUGUCGCACUCACUUUUAUGCUUUUUCAGACGUGCGAUGAUGCUAGACAAUUCAUGAAGUUUCUCCAUCCUGACCUUGGUGUUGAGCUUCCAGAACGAUCCUAUGGUGCUGAUUGUCGCAUUUAUAUUCCUGAAAAUCCCUCUAACAGAUUUAAGAAUGUUUAUGAGACGCUAUUUGAUGAAUUUGUUCUAGCCCACAUCUUUGGCUGGUGGGGCAAGGCCAUUUUAAUCCGCAAUCAGCCGCUUCUCUGGGUCCUCUCAAUUGGAUUUGAGUUUAUGGAGCUUACCUUCCGACACAUGCUACCCAACUUUAGUGAGUGCUGGUGGGACAGCAUUAUUCUUGAUAUUUUGAUAUGUAAUUGGUUUGGUAUUUGGGCUGGAAUGCAUACUGUUAGGUACUUUGAUGGAAGAACUUAUGAGUGGGUUGGUAUAAGCCGCCAGCCUAACAUCAUUGGCAAAGUAUGUUUUUCCCGUGUGAAACGAACAUUAGGACAAUUUACGCCGGCACACUGGGACAAAGAUGAAUGGCACCCAUUUCUUGGUCCAUGGCGUUUCAUUCAAGUCCUCAGCCUUUGCAUUGUCUUCUUGACAGUAGAACUUAAUACAUUCUUUCUGAAGUUUUGUCUCUGGAUUCCUCCUCGAAACCCUGUAAUUGUCUAUAGGUUGAUUUUGUGGUGGCUAAUAGCAAUACCGACAAUUCGCGAGUACAACUCAUACCUCCAAGACCAAAAACCGGUGAAAAAGGUUGGAGCUUUUUGUUGGCUUUCGCUCGCAAUUUGCAUAAUUGAGCUUCUCAUAUGCAUCAAGUUUGGACAUGGUUUAUACCCUAAGCCAAUGCCGAAAUGGUUGGUAAUUUUCUGGUCAUCGAUGGGGUUGGCUCUUAUAUUGUUCCUUGUGGUUUGGUCAUGGAAACUGCAGCGGAGUUACGGCAAAAAGAGACAAUAAUUUCGGUAAUGCAAUACACUAUUCUUUUGGUAACUUAGUUACCCUUGAAUUCAACGGAGAAAUGUACAUGCGUGUAACUUUAUCAUAAACUAUAAAUGCAUAUUAUCUAUUCUUUUGUUGUUAGGAUUAGGAUAGAAAAAUAUGCUCCUAAUUUCACCAUUUUAC
Hibiscus syriacus is the source of this 1954-nucleotide messenger RNA. RefSeq names its product CDP-diacylglycerol--serine O-phosphatidyltransferase 1-like. Lineage: Eukaryota; Viridiplantae; Streptophyta; Magnoliopsida; Malvales; Malvaceae. The coding region runs from base 494 to 1789 and encodes 431 amino acids. The record is from RefSeq and is a predicted model, not a curated record. Gene Ontology annotation, molecular function: L-serine-phosphatidylethanolamine phosphatidyltransferase activity. Gene Ontology annotation, biological process: phosphatidylserine biosynthetic process. The transcript is spliced from 13 exons.